AUGUCUCCUAUAGAGCACUUGUGGGACGUUCUCAGGCAGAGAGUGUACACCAAGGACCCAGCACCCGCCAACGUGGCCCAGCUUGCGGUAGCCCUUCUGAAUGAAUGGCGAGCAAUACCCAGGGCAACCAUAUGUUACUAUGCAAGUAAGUAUGAUUUAUAUCUGAUCUGUGUCAUCAACCCCAACAAUGACAUAGGUUACUAUGCAAUAAAAUGUCCUCCACCUCUGAGGAACAGAGAUUUUGUUACACAACGAUCGUGGCUGGAAACGGGGUCAGAAUAUUACAUAAUCAACCACUCAGUCAAUCACGAGAACUGUCCACCCAGAAAGGGUUUCAUCCGAGGAAUUUCUUUCUUCACUGGUUACUACAUCGUAAGACUGGCAAACAACUCCUGUCAGAUGACAUACGUGUCACAGUCAGAUCCAAAAGGAAAGUUACCAUCAUGGGCAAUGAACAAACUAACACAUAUCAUGGCUCCAAAGGUAAUUAGCAGAGUAUACAAAGCGUGCAAAAAGUACCACAGCUGGAAGAGCAAACACAAUCCUCAUUUUAAGCCCUGGCUGAAUGCCGAACAAAUGAUGUCCAACCUUCCACGAUUCAACCCUGAAAACAUCAAGGCCAUGAAACUGUCAUUAUCGAGCGAGUCUUUACUAGAAGACGGGGAACUAAACGAGGAAGAUGUAAAUGACGACGAUUUAUAGCAAAUUGUACUAUAAUGACUAUAUAUAAUGACUAUAUUAUAUUUAUCUGCUGUACAUGUGUGUAAAUAGCUGUGGUUGUUUUACUAGUCUAGUAUGGACAACAAAAGGGGUGUAACUCCGUUAUGGUGCAUUCAUUCAGCUUUUUUCUUUCUGUUUUUUCUUAUAUAUAUUAGAUUCUGGUCAUUAGGUUUGGUACCAUUGUAGAUUCAGCUACAUGUACAUUAUAUGUGAACUAGUGCAAGUUUUCUGUUUUAAACCAAACUGUUGUAUGUGUAUUAAAAUGUAUGAAUAAUAAAACCAAGCAGAAGCUUAGAAAGGAGUUUUCUUUAUUCAUGUAAUAUUACACAAAAAAACAUUUUAAAGUUUAUGAUUUCUUGGGGGUUUUCUAGCAAUAUUACACUUUAUUUACUAACCAGGGCCCAUAUUUUCGAAAUUAUCUUAUCGUAAAACCAUUGUAUGCUAGGACAUUACGGAAUUUGCUGUAUUGACAUAAUAGCCUACGAUGGUUUUACGAUUUUGUAAUGCUAAGAUAGCUUUGGAAAUCUCUAGCCAGGCCCCAUGUUUAUAAAACUUUAUAGUCUGCACUUUAAUUAAGUCUCGCCCAUACAAACUGCAGGAUGUUAAAAGAUUGGUGACUUUCCCCCUCUCCCCCCCCCCCCCAAGUCUUAAAUCUAGACUAAAUGGUUUUAAACAUGGGGCCCAGGUUUAAAUGUAUUUUCUUGUGUAAUGAUGUAAUCAAGCACUGAGUUAAUAAUUUUUGUUUUCAUGGUAGUUAUUUUGUGUUAUGGUCGAUCCAAAACCAUGUCAGAUUUAGUUAAAGAAUGUAUAAUAUUAGUUUGAUAUAUUUAUGGUAAAAAUAAUUAUUUAUCAUUUUCUCUGUAUUUUUAUUAAUUAUUUGUACUUGUGUUAAAAUUAUUAGUCUUGCAAAGUGUAUAUUUAUCAUGUCAUGCCGUCAUGUCGUGGUCAGAAAAAGUACAAUACUGAAGCUUCUGAAAUUUCCGGUGUUUUUUUUUUCUUUUUCUAAAGAUUUAUUGUCUAAAGCUGAUGCAGCUAAUAUUAGAGGGAGGGUUCUUGGAAAUGACAUUUUGAUGGUAUUUUUAUCAUGUAGUGUGCUUUAUCUGAAACCCUGAACAUUUUGAGAACAAUUGUUUCGUUCUAGUCAGUCAUGCAAGUGUAACUUUUCCGUAACCUAUUUUUAUUUGCAAUUUAAAUUUAAGACAUUAUUUACAUUGACAAAAUGGGUUACUCAAAAAUAAAAUGGGUUUCUGAAUUUUCAAUUUUCAGAGGCUUGUGAAUAUACAAGCAUAUUACAUGAACAGAAACCUAAUUUACGCUUGUCUUAAAUUCAGUGUGUAUUACAUGAACAGAAAGCUAAUUUACGCUGUACGCUUGACUUAAGUUUGAUAUUGAAACUCAUACAACUGGUGACAUUAAUUUGUUGGUUUCACUCAUUAGUCCAAGAUAACUAAAGAGUUUUUAAUUUACAGUGGGGUUAUAACACAUCUAAAAGGUUGUGAAUUGUAAUGAUUAUUUAUGUAAAACACUUAAAACAUUUAUUUCAUAGUAUUAAAAAGUAUAUGAGUAAGGCCCACUUUGCAUUGAUGCGAUUCCGCAUGCAAUUUAUCAUGCGCGUUUCUGUGCAGGGAAAUAUGCUUUUCUUUAUCUGUUUCACAAGGCAUUUACUAUAUAAAAUUUGAUAUUGUCGAAGUGUAUUUAUAAGCUCCUAGUAAAUACUUUGUGUUAUAUGGUGUUACCACAUUGAAAAAUUUGCAUGCACAAAAAUCGCUCUUCGAUUAACUUUUGUUUACCAGCAUGCUUGAAUGCCCACACCCGGAAUUGUGUAUAUGGAAUAAGUACUAUGUAUAUACACUGUAUUGACUUGUGCGGAAAUGCAUGCAAAAUUGUGUUAAUGGAAAGCGAGCCUUACACACAGAAACAUUUGUGUGGAAAUGGUGCUUAGAUAGCCAAUGUUAUAGCUGUGUGUUUUUGUUGAGGUGGUGUCUGAACUUUCUGAAAUAUAGGGCACUAAUAUGUAUGCAGAUUAGCAGUUAAAGUUCAGAUCCACUGUGUAUUGGUGAUAUAGUACAAAUAAGAGAAACGGUAAUACUAAUUAAUAUUGUUUAUCUUUGUUUUCUUAACUAUGCAAAAUUGGAAAGGCUUUCUCACACAAGUAGGUAGCAUUUAAUUUAGUUGCUGUUCACAAAUGGGUUUGCUGAUUGGUUUGUUUUAUCAUCAUGGCAAAACAUUUUGUGCAGGGGAUGGAUUUGCAUUGAAAUAUAUCUGGGUAGAGGUUAAAAGUCAUCUUUAGACAUGGUUUAAAUUUUGUGAAAAGGAGUUUUCUAUCUUUUGGGUAAUUUGAGAGAAAUAGGACAAGUUUUGUAACAACCAAAUUUUUUAAAAUUUAUGUUUCUGUGUACUCUUUUGUCGCUGUUACUAUAACUUUGAAUGAUAAUUUGUUAAUUUUAAGUCUUUGUUAACUUUGAUUUAUAGAUUUUUCUGAAUUUUAUAAAAAAUAAAUUUUCUUGUGCUUAUAUAUUUGUCUAGGAAUUGAAAGUGAAAGAAUAGUGGAUAUGAAUAGAGCUGGGCAGUAUUGAAAUUUCAGGUUUGGUAUCGGUAUUGGUAUUUUUGGUGUGAUUUACCUCGGUAUUAGUAUGGUAUUCGAUAUUGACACACUACCGAUACCAAUAUUGAGCAGUGUUUUGGGGAUAUUCGGCUUUAACUGCAAGCCCGAGUUAGGGCUCAAAUGGGUUUUUUGUUGAUUCCGAGGAAGAAUGAUGUCUAUUCGCUCUUCUUUUCAGCCAUUUUGUGUUUAGUGUUUGUGCUUUACUAAAUGGUCAGGAAAUGCUUUUUUCAAUACCGAUAUUACGGUAUUUCGAGAUUACUCAGUAUGGUAAAUCAGUAUUGACAUUAUACCGAUACUGAUUAGUAUAUAUGGUAUACUGCCCAACUCUAGAUAUGAAAAACCAUUUUUACCUAGUUUUUUUCCCCUCAUGAUCUUUUAAAAAAUGAAAACCAUAUAUGGACACCUGGUCUCUUCUAUUGCUAGUAUUACAUUUUAAAGUUUUGAUCUACUGCAGUAAGAUGUAUAGUGUCAGUCUUAUGGUUAGACACUGGAGGUCAGACCAUAAGCCAGUACAAAUAUAAUAUAUUUUACAUUUUUGGUGAUAUUUAUUUAUAUUAUGUUCUUUAGUCAGUUGUGAUAGUUUUUGUUUUUCGCACUAGGCUGCGAGAUUUGUCUGUACUUUAUCUAUUUAUGACCAAAUGUGUUAUACAAUAUUUAUUUGGGACCAACAAUGAUCGAUUUUCUUUAUCCAUUUCACUGUUUUCAGCAUAAACUUGCCAGCCACGAAGCAAUAAUCUGUUCUCCCUAUGCACUAGUCGGUCUUGCCUGUUGAGUUUUCCUUUGUACAUACUGCCAGGUCCUCAAGAGUUGUAUAAAGUGUAUGAUAUUUUAAACAUUUAAAAUAUUUUAUUACAUGUAGCAUGUUUACCUCUGUUAAUAUUAUAAUGGGUGUUUUAAUUUUUCCAGUAUUAUACUGUAAACAUAAAAUCAAAGAUUUAGUUUUUUGAGGUACAAAAAUCAGGUAAUUAUUUUGUUAUAAAGGACAGAGUUGAAGUGAAUAGGAGGUGAAAAGAAAACAUACGCUAUCGACCAUUUAAUGUCAGCGGAAGAGCAGAAUAUAUCAAGAUUAUUCUACAGUUUUCAGAAUUUAAGUACGACAGAACAAUUUGUCAAAACUAUUGUCAGUGUCAUUGUUUAUAAGUACUAUUUCUUGGUAAAAACCUGUAAUUAAUGUUAAAAGACUGUACAAUGUACUACAAAGGUCAGCCUACUUGUAAUCAUCAAAGAAUAGUUUGGAAAGGUAUUUUAAAUUUAUAUUUUUAGACAUUUCCCAAAGCAGACAAUUUUAAACUGCUACAACUUGUAAGGAUACAUCGAAUAGUAAUGUAGUCAUUUUUAUUUCAACUUUGCUGCAUUUUUCUUCAAGAAAAAUGUAAAAUUACACAACGAAACUAUAGUUUGUGUUGGAGGCUAUAUACUUGGGUAAACCAAAAUUAUUAUGUUUGGUAUUUAAGCUUGGUUUUAAAUAUUUAAGUAGACUUGCAAAAUACAGUAUAUUUGUACUCAAAAACUAAAUUUCUAGUGGUCACAACACAUGUACAUGGAUGCAUAUUUCAAGGUUUUUUUGUGAUUUUUUAAGUGCUUUAAUAUUAUAAAAUUCCAAACUUUUGGGGAAAAGUGUAUUAAGCAAAUACUGCCAAAUAUUCAGAGAAUUUUACCUUUUAUCAAUUUGUAAAUAAUUUUUAAUUGAAAAUAACACUGAUUUCAGUUCUCAGAUGUUUCUCUGGUACAUUUUUCAGAUUGACAGGAACUGUUCACAGGUCUGGCCAUGGAUAUUUCAUAAUGUUUUUGUGAUAAAAUAAUUGCAUACCUAAAGAUAAUUCCCUUGGUGUACAAUUGAUGUUAUUAAAUUUUAAGUUGCAAAAAUACUUGAAAAUAAGCUUUGGAAAGCCAAUGGUUUAUUUUCGUCAAUAAUAUAUAAAUUGAGACAGGCAAUUAUGCCCAAGUUAUGUAAUAUAUAUGAUCAAGAAUUUAUUUUAUUAUUCUCCUUUCGAAUCAUGUCUUGUUUUCUUUCUUUGUAUUUUUAUUUUUAUUUUUAUUGCUGUUUCACAUACAUUAUGUUUUGUUUAUUAUUGAGUUUAGAUUUUUAUUUUAAAUAUAUAAAGGUUGACAUUGUGAUGUUUUAUGGUAAGUUGUAUUGAAGUAUCUGUGGAAAGAAUCGGACAUUAAGCUUUAAAUUUUUCUAGUCAUGUGUGCUGCGAGGGCAUUUACUAAUGAAAUAUUUUAAGUUUGUGAUGAUGAUUUUUGUGAUAUUUUUGUACAAGUUAAUACAUAGAACCAUUUUAGUAAGUUUAUGAAUUAUAUGGGAGGUUAAUUCAACAUUGUCACAGAUUUAAGGACCUUAUUUCUAAACAAAUUAAUUAUAAAUGAUUAAAUUGAUGCCUUUAAAUUAAAUUCCAAUACUAUUGAAUCUUAAUAUUUAGCCAAGGUAUCAUGAGAAAAACAAAGACUGUAGUAAAUCUGACAUAGUCAUGAUUUGAUGAUAAAAAAUUAUCAAAGCAAAUACAUUUUGGCUCACUUUCCACAACACGAUUCCAUGCGUGAUUUCUUGUGAUUAGUUUUGAAAGUGAAUUAUAUUUUGCACUUAAUACAAAAUACCUCAGUAUUUUGCAGAAAUAUUUUAAAAUGGCUUUGUAGGUCUAGUUUUAAAUGUGAUUAAAUUAUCAGUUACAAUUAACACAUUUUCUUUAAAAAUUAAGACAUUUUGAUAAAGAUAUUCAUUCCAUAUGGCAAUGUAUUUAGCUGUCAUUUAAAAAACCUACUGUAUAUAGUUUGUUAGUACACAACAGAAUAUAUUUUUUUCAUAUAUAAUCAUCGUUAAUGCUUUUUUCAUUCAUCACAAGUAGAAAUAAAGAAUUUUACAAAACCGG
This is a messenger RNA of Gigantopelta aegis, 6195 nucleotides long. RefSeq names its product START domain-containing protein 10-like. The record is from RefSeq and is a predicted model, not a curated record. The transcript has 6 exons. Gene Ontology annotation, molecular function: lipid binding. Bases 1 to 702 code for a protein of 233 amino acids. Lineage: Eukaryota; Metazoa; Mollusca; Gastropoda; Neomphalida; Peltospiridae.